Molecule: messenger RNA, 2095 nt
Organism: Neoarius graeffei (lesser salmon catfish)
Lineage: Eukaryota; Metazoa; Chordata; Actinopteri; Siluriformes; Ariidae
Gene: mfge8a
Product: milk fat globule EGF and factor V/VIII domain containing a
Exons: 10
Coding region: 25-1461 (478 amino acids)
Molecular function (GO): calcium ion binding
Source: RefSeq, a predicted model, not a curated record
AGAAACUGUCAGGGCUGAAACAAUAUGAGGCUGAGAAGUGUCCAUCGCUCUUCUAGUUUUAUCCUUGCAAGUUUCAUUAUUUGCUGUAUUUGGAGUGUAAAUGGAGACUACUGUGAGGUGAACUUGUGCCAUAAUGGUGGGACAUGUGUGACUGGCGUAGGAGAGGAACCUUUUGUCUGUAUCUGUGCUGAAGGAUUUGCAGGACGCACCUGUACUGCUAAAGAAAAUGGUCCAUGCAGCCCUAACCCAUGCAAAAAUGAUGGCGAGUGUGAGGUGAUUGCAAACUCCAGACGAGGAGAUGUUUUUAAUGGUUAUGUUUGCAAAUGCCAGUCUGGAUUUGAGGGCGUCAACUGCCAAAUAAAUGUGAACGACUGUGAUAACCAGCCUUGUAAGAAUGGAGGCGUAUGUCGUGACCUGAACGGAGACUACACAUGCCAGUGUCCUUCUCCCUAUGCAGGGAAGGAAUGCCAGCUAAGCUGUAUCUCAUUGCUAGGAAUGGAGGAAGGGGGAAUUGUCGCAUCCCAGAUUUCUGCCUCCUCGGUGCACUUUGGCAUUCUGGGAUUGCAGCGCUGGGGACCUGAGCUCGCCCGCCUCAACAACCAGGGUCUCGUCAACGCUUGGAGUUCAGACCCCCAUGACAAGAACCCUUGGCUUGAGAUCGAUCUGCAGAAGAAGAUGCGUCUCACUGGCAUCAUCACACAGGGAGCCAGUCGCUUGGGCACAGCUGAGUUUAUCAAGGCUUUCAAGGUGGCAUUCAGCUAUGAUGACAAAAUAUACAUGAUGUAUCGAGCUCCUGGCCAGAGGAGAGACAAGGUGUUUCUUGGGAACACUGAUAAUGACGGCACCAAGACGAACCUGUUUGACCCCCCGAUUGUAACUCAGUACAUUCGCCUCAUCCCUGUGGUGUGCCACAAAGCAUGCACACUGCGCCUGGAGCUGGUUGGCUGUGAACUCAACUUCGACUCCAAUGCUGUAGGCUGCACAGAGUCCUUGGGUAUGAAGUCUCGUCUUAUCUCAGACAACCAGCUGUCAGCUUCCAGUGCUUACCGCACCUGGGGCAUAGAUGCAUUUACAUGGCUUCCGCACUAUGCUCGCCUGGACAAGCAGGGCAAAACCAAUGCCUGGUCCCCAGCCAACAACAACCGCUCUGAGUGGCUUCAGCUGGACUUGGAGAAACCGAAAAGGAUCACAGGCAUCAUCACUCAGGGAGCGAAAGACUUCGGCGUUGUGCAGUUUGUGUCUGCCUUUAAGAUUGCAUACAGUAAUGAUGGUCAGUCAUGGAGCAUUGUAAAAGAUGCAACCAACAGAACAGAUAAGAUUUUCCAAGGCAACCUUGACAACAAUACACGCAAAAAGAACUUGUUUGAGCCACCUUUCUUUGCCCGAUUUGUGCGUUUCCUGCCUUGGGAGUGGCAUGAACGCAUCACAUUAAGGAUGGAGCUGCUGGGCUGUGAUGCUUAGAAAUCAUGAAGAGAAUCAUGGCCUGUUUUACCCAGCACUUGAUUAUCUUCUCCGUAGAUAUAAGCAAUCACUGUGUGUUAAUGGUUUGGGUAAGAACAUAGAAUAAAUUGUACUGACUGGAUUGUUUGGCUGAUUUAGAAUGAUAAAAUCUUGUAAUUUGUCUUGGUAUCUGUUGCUAAUAUGACUAGAUUAAUACUUGCACUUUUUGUGAAUUUUAUAUUGUACGAUUCUGAAGUUUUGGUGAUAUGAAUGCAUUUUUAUCAUACAUGAAUGCAUUAACCAGUCCCCCAAGCAUGCAUUCUGGUCCCCGGCAAUCAGCCUGAUGUCCAUGUUACCUUUUUGCUUAUGAUUUUGGACAAAGACUAUGUGUAGUCAGGGAUUGUGCAAUAAAUGAAUAGAAAGCAUAAAUACUAAAACAGAAAAAGGAAUACUCUCUCCAGAAAUUGAGGCAAAUCGAUAUGAAUAUAAUUUAAUUUGUUGGUAAAUAUGAAAGUGUCCCAAUACUACAUUUUUACUGAUAUGAUUCUGCAUGCAUUUUAAGAACAAUUCCUGAUUUCUAAUCCACAUUUUGCUUUGUAUAUACCGUAUUUACAGUUUCAACAACCAAAUUCAUACAGAAGUGUCGAAAGUUGAU